ACUAUUUUAUUUGAGCUGCGUCGGCCCCACUGGUCAACAGCUGUUUAUUAUUACUUCAUCGUUCUGUUUUUUAUUGAAAUUUUGGAAAAUGACACAGUACUUGAGUCAACUUAACACCGCCGAUAAGCUGGCCGCCGAGCCAUGGCCUGAAGACGCCACUAUCUACCAGCCAUAUGAGGCCGAGCAGAUUCUGCUGCCGGAGAACGCUAGUUGCCUGGCAGUAAAGGCCUACCUGAAGAUGUGCAACCUCCCCUUCGGUAUCCGAUCCUGCGCCAACGCCGAACACAUGUCCCCGGGUGGAAGGAUGACCAAGUUGCCAUUUAUCAGGGCUGGCGCGUUCAUUUUCGCCGAGUUCGAGCCGAUCGUGAAUUUUGUGGAACAAAAGGACAUGGCCAUUGGGAGCUGGCAGGACGAGGACGAAAAGGCUGACAUGCGGACUUACGUGUCGUUGGUGGAAAACAUAUUUACCAUGGCCGAGCUGUACAUCAGCUUCAAGAACGAGCGCGUUUACAAGGAGGUAACUGCGCCAAGAAACGGAGUCGUCUUUCCCUGGCCUCUCAACCACAUGCAGAACUAUGGUAAACGGCGGAAUGCCUUGAAGUUACUGAAGGUCUAUCAGUGGGAUGACCUGGAGAUCGAGAACGUCAUCGAGAAGGUGGCCAAGUGCUGCGAGACGCUGGAGUAUAAACUCAAAGAGUUCCCCGACACACCCUUCUUCUACGGCGAUCAACCCUGCGAGCUGGAUGCCAUCGCAUUUGGGCAUCUCUUCAGUAUCCUGACCACAAAUUUGCCUAACAUGGCGCUGGCCCAGACUGUGCAAAAGUUCAAACACCUGGUCGAGUUCUGCCGGUUCGUCGAUGAGAAAUACUUUCAGACCAGGUGCCUGCAAGAUUAGUUUUAAUGUUAUUAUUUCGACAAAAAUGAUGGUAUAAGUGCCAAAUUAUAGAUCAAAUAUUAUCAUUUCUAUUUA
Messenger RNA from Drosophila serrata, 970 nucleotides. RefSeq names its product metaxin-2. Gene Ontology annotation, cellular component: cytoplasm; SAM complex. NCBI's taxonomy places the organism in Eukaryota, Metazoa, Arthropoda, Insecta, Diptera, Drosophilidae. Gene Ontology annotation, biological process: mitochondrion organization. The record is from RefSeq and is a predicted model, not a curated record.